Messenger RNA from Rubroshorea leprosula, 2258 nucleotides. Lineage: Eukaryota; Viridiplantae; Streptophyta; Magnoliopsida; Malvales; Dipterocarpaceae. The record is from the annotation of a GenBank genome assembly.
GUGUUUCUCUUCUUCUUUCCCGUCCCCCUGCAGCCGAACAAGAGCCCAGCCCCGAUGCACCUCCACUUGAGAGAAACUGGUAAGAAGCUUGAGAUUUUCCCUUCUUUUCUUGUUCAAGGACAAGAUUUAGGACUUAGGACACUCUCCCAAACCCAGAAUUUUCCACAUCUGCACUGUUUCCUUUCCCCUUGCUGUCCGUUGGCUUCUGCUAUGUGUGAUUUCUGGGCAUAUUUUUCAGUAAGAACAGCCAUGAAUCUCCCUUCUCCAGCUUUAAUUGGCUUGGGUUUACCUUAAUUUCUCUUGGUUCUCCAAUUUUGGGUUAAUUCCGUGAGUUCCCCUACAAAUUGCCACCGGCUUCUCCCCCUGCCAGGUCCGGUUCUGCUGGUUGAAAUUCUGGUUCUUGAUCGUUUAGGCAGUUUAGCACUGAGAUUGAGUCUUUGGUUUUAUGCGAGUGAGAAAGCGAAACCGAGGACGGGGAAACCACGAGAAGUGACAAGUUAGAAGGCUAGCCAUUUCGAGAUUGAUAUAGGUUUUAGAAAUAAAUCAUGCUUUUGUAAGAUAGAUUUUACUUUGAAUUUAUGAGAUCAAAAUAGAUUUCGGUCAUUAGAUCAAUUACUUGGAUUUAAGUCAUUUUGGAUAUAGAAAUAAAUUGAGAUAUCUGAUUUAAGUUAUUGGAUUGUCAGAUAUGAAUUGGAUAAGUUUCGAGCCUUGUGCGUUUGUGGGACCCUCUCACGAGUGCACGGCGUCUGUCGCACCUCGAAUUCGGGUUUUGGGGCAUGACAAUUCCCCCCAACAUUCUUUGAUUCUAUGGAACAUCUAACAAUUCAUCUUCCAUAUGAGGCCAAAGUUGGUGGUCCUAUUCAAUUUCGUUAGAUGUACCCAUUUGAAAGGCGCAUGCGCAAACUUAAGAGUACCAUAAGGAAUAAAAAUCAUAUCGAGGCAUCAAUUGUUGAGGCAUUUAUAUUAUACGAGAUAUCCCACUUUUGCUUUCGUUAUUUUGGGGAUGAUGUUGAGAUAAGCUGGAAUCAGCCUCCAAGGAACUAUGGUGGCAUUGGAACCAACGUCCCAAGUAAGUUAUCUGUAUUUUGUUCCCUUGGUGAAUCAAUAGGGGCCCACUCACGUACACGUGUUUAACAUUGGAGGAGAAAGAUGCAACUGAACUAUAUGUCUUGCUAAAUUGCAAGGAGGUUGAUGUUUGGGUAACGUAAGUUUUACUUCUUAGGAAAAUAAGAACUACACGAUGUUUAAUAGCCUAUAUGAUUUUCAUAACGUUUUAAUUAAUAAAUAAAUGUUAUUUUACAGUAAAUUUGAGGAAGAAGUUGGUGCAAAUUUGUCACAUGAACAACUACAAAGAUUGCGAAUAAAUAAUUUUGUUCAAUGGUUUAAAAAUAUGGUGUUUAGUGGAUAAUAUGAAAUCAAUGAACAACUUGUCCACCUUGCAGUUGCCCCGAUCUUUGAAGUGAAUGUUUAUAAUGGGUUCUAUGUGAACGGCUUUAAAUUUUUGACUAAAGAGUUUACUAGUACUAGAAAGACAUAUAACUGUGGUGUUUGUGUUAAAGAAACCACCAUUAAUUCUACAGAUACUGAUUAUUAUGGUGUCUUAAAAGAGGUGAUCGAGCUAUUGUAUUAUGGACACUCAGGCCAUCAAGAGACUAUAAUAUUGUUUAAUUGUGAUUGGUAUGACACGAACCGAGAAAUACGUGUCAAUGUUGAACAUGGAAUUGUUGAUGUCAAUCCAAGGUUUAAACUUUCAACGGGGGGAGCCAUUUUGUCUUGCUAGUCAAGCACAACAAGUUUAUUAUACUCCAUAUCCGGCAGCCACGGAUAGAACUACCCGGGGAUGGUUGGCAGCAUAUAAAACCAAGUCUAGACAUCUAAUUGAGACCUCAUCUACCUCAUCUUCAAGAGAGGUUGAUGAUAUUUUUCAAGAUGAUGACCCCUCCAUUAUGCAAGGCUCUUCAUUAGCUAUAGAUUUAACUACAUACCAAUCACUUCAACUAUGUGCAGAAGGUGUUACAGAAGUUGAGGUUGAUCCUAAUACAUCUGAAGAAGAGGAGGACUAUGGAGAAGAAAAAGAUUCAGAAUCCUCAGGAAAUAGUGAUAAUGUUAAAGAUGGUGAUGAUAGCGAUGAUAGUGAUGAUUAAUUGAAACAUUUGUAUUAUUACUUAUUAAAUAUAUAUAUUAAAAUUUCUUUGUCUUACAUAUAUUGUUUUAUCAAGUUAUAUAUUUUUCAUUUAAAAUAGAAUCAUUGUAUGAUU